This is a messenger RNA of Zophobas morio, 1579 nucleotides long. Its product is annotated as zinc finger protein 711-like. Gene Ontology annotation, molecular function: DNA-binding transcription factor activity, RNA polymerase II-specific; RNA polymerase II transcription regulatory region sequence-specific DNA binding. NCBI's taxonomy places the organism in Eukaryota, Metazoa, Arthropoda, Insecta, Coleoptera, Tenebrionidae. Bases 261 to 1469 code for a protein of 402 amino acids. The transcript is spliced from 2 exons. The record is from RefSeq and is a predicted model, not a curated record. Gene Ontology annotation, biological process: regulation of transcription by RNA polymerase II.
UGUCAAACUAGUCAAAGAGGUUUUAUAUGUAAAUAGUUACUUAGUCAUACGUUUGGGAAAUGUCGUAAUCUUGUUAAGAAAUUUCUAAACAAUUUCUCAGCUCGUAUUCCUUGAUUGACGAUUAAAAAAAUCCGUCUAAUGACGUAACAAAAGUAGAGUGAGUUGGCAAAAUCGAACCGUCAACUACAGCGUCAAAAAGUUAGGUUAGGACACUGACGUUGCAGUUACAAACCUACUUCGACGAAAUUCAGGCAACCGAAAUGUCAACUUUGGAAUAUUCCGAAACACUUGCAGCACAGGGAAGAUCUUCAUGGAAAAACGUCCACAACUGUAAACUAUGUCCGUAUUUUACAACAUCCUUCUUUCUUAUGGUGAACCACGUGAAACGACACCGGUCAUCCCUGAAAAAAUUUAGCUGCACGAACGCCAAAAUUGAAUUGUAUUAUUGUAAAGACUGCGAAUUUAAAACGGAACUAACGAUUCUGUUCAAACAACACAUCAAUGAGUAUCAUAGAGUUAAAAAAGAAUCCGAAGAAGACGUUAAAUGGUACCGAUGCAGACAGUGUCCAUUUGAAACCAGAUACAAAGAAUUUUUUAAGAAGCACCUAACUGCGGAACACCUAGCUGAAGAAAAAGUCAAGUGGUACGAAUGUACAAUCUGCCCAUUUAGAGUUAAACGAUUGUCGAGGUUAAAAGAUCACGUAUUGGUUCAGCAUACCGACGAAGAAGAAGUUGAGUGGUACAAAUGUGGCAGCUGUUCUUAUAAAACCAUAAGGAAACAAAAUUUAGACACCCAUGUAACUCUCCACCAUUCUGAAGACAAACCAUUUCAGUGCAAACAUUGCCCAUAUAAGGCUAAAUUAAAAUACUAUUUAACCUGUCACAUGAACAACUGCCAUUCCGACGAAAAUAAUUUUAACUGGUAUAAAUGUGACAAGUGCCCGUUCAAAACUAGACGCAGAUCGGAUUUAAAAACACACACAAAUUGGGUCCAUUUGGAUGAAAAUUGGGACGGAUGGUACAGAUGUGAACAAUGCGCUUACAAAACUAAAGCGAAAAGGAAUUUAAAAUUGCACGUCAAUAACUUACACUCGAACAAAGAAGAGGUUAAAUGGUACGAAUGUGAAGAGUGUGCCUUUAGAACUAAGUAUAAGCGUUCUUUGAAGACUCACGUCAUUGACAAACAUCAAGCUGAAGAAAACAUUGUGUGGUUUGAAUGUGAGAACUGUUCGUAUAAAACUAAAAGGAAAGAUAGUUUAAAGUCGCAUGUUACUACCCACCAUUUAGAUCUUGUGGCGUCGUUUCAGUGUAUAUAUUGCCCGUUUAAAACUAAGUUGAAGAAGUAUUUAAAUACUCAUGUGAAGUUCCGCCAUUUGAAUGAAAAUGUUGUAUGGCACAAGUGUGAUCAAUGUCGGUAUAAAACCAAAGUAAGAUGUCAUUUAAAGAGACACAAGAGUGUUAAACAUUAAGAAAACUGGGAUUGUAUGAAAGUGUUAAGUGCUAGUAUCCCGCUAAAAUUGUGUAUAAUGGUAUUAAUAAUGUUAUUAAAAAAAUAAAUAAAUAAUGAAAACAUGAACAA